This is a messenger RNA of Drosophila subobscura, 1427 nucleotides long. Its product is annotated as proton-coupled amino acid transporter-like protein CG1139. Gene Ontology annotation, biological process: amino acid transmembrane transport. Gene Ontology annotation, molecular function: amino acid transmembrane transporter activity. Gene Ontology annotation, cellular component: vacuolar membrane. The coding region runs from base 4 to 1425 and encodes 473 amino acids. The record is from RefSeq and is a predicted model, not a curated record. The transcript is spliced from 8 exons. NCBI's taxonomy places the organism in Eukaryota, Metazoa, Arthropoda, Insecta, Diptera, Drosophilidae.
CGAAUGCAGCCACAAAGAAAGCUGCGGGGGCGACGUCAACGCCUGGCCAUCCGAAUGGAUCCGGAGCUGAAGCGGAAGCUGCUGCCCUUUCAUCUGCGUGCCUUGGGUGUGGUGGAAAGGAGUCUGGGUUCCCCCUUGGCCUAUGAGGCGCAGGUGCUGCGACCCGAUGUGGAGCACACAAUGACGGAUCUGGAGACGUUCAUCAAUUUGGUCAAGUGUGCCUUUGGCACGGGCUGCCUGGCCAUGCCACGAGCCUUCUACAAUGCCGGUUGGGCUGUGGGUUUGAUUGCCACCGUUCUGAUUGGCUUCAUUGUGGUGUAUGCGAUGCAUGUGCUGUUGAAUGACAUUCAGCGGCUGUGUAGACGCCAUCGAAUGGCUGUGCUUAGCUACAGGGAGACCAUGGAAUUGGCGUUGCUCGAUGGUCCCACAUGGCUGCACUCCCUGAGCCAACCACUGGGCUACUUGGUGGACAUAUUGAUGUGUGCCUAUCAUUUCGGCGUGGACUGUGUCUACAUUGUUUUCAUAGCCAAAAAUCUCAAAUUUCUGGGAGAUCUCUAUCUGCAUUCCUUGGAUCUGCGGCUGUAUAUGGCGCUGCUGACCCUCCCACUGAUGCUCACGUUUCUCGUGCGAAAUCUCAAGUAUUUGCUGCCAUUUACUGUCAUCUCCAAUAUCCUCAUUGUCGGCAGUUUUGGCAUCAUUUUGUGUUACCUUUUGCAGGAUUUGCCCAGCUUGAAGCAACUGCAGGCCACACAGCACUGGACGCAGUUUCCUUUGUUCUUUGGCACUGUGCUGUUUGCCAUUGAGUCUCUGGGUGUUAUCUUGGCUCUGCAACGCAGCAUGCGUCAUCCAGAGAACUUUCUGGGCUGCUGUGGUGUCCUCAAUCGUGCUAUGAUCUUUGUGAUUCUCUUCUAUGCGGUGUUUGGAUUCUUUGGCUACUGGCAUUAUGGCACUGAGACGGCCAAUUCCAUACUGCACAAUCUGCCAGCAAAUGAAAUACUCCCACAGUGUGUGAUGGGAAUGUUUGCCCUGGCCAUGUUCUUCAGCUACGCCCUGCAGGGCUACGUCACCGUGGACAUCAUUUGGCGGGGCUACAUGCAGCCCAGGCUGGAGGAGAAUGUUGCCUCUGGCCGAGCCGUGGAGUAUCUGGUGCGCUGUGCCCUCGUCAUUGCCUCUGUGCUGGUGGCCAUUGGCUAUCCGGACUUUGGGCUGCUGCUCUCCUUUGUGGGCUCCUUCUGCCUGGCCCAACUGGGACUCAUCUUUCCGGGCAUCGUGAACAUGUGUGUGCUGUACAGCAAGGGCUAUGGCUGUGGCAGGAUCCUCCUCUGGCGUUCCCUGUUCUUCCUGGUGCUGGGCUUUUGUGGCGGCAUCACUGGCACUGUGAUCUCCCUGAGGGAACUCAACGAAGGGUAUCCCAAAAUGAGGUGACA